AACAAGUGUGACGUGUCGAGGUCGAACCCAUUGCUGCACCUUCAGCUGUUGUAUCGUACAGAACCGUGUAUUUAUCAGCUAAGAGUAUUGCUGUAUACCCCCCAGUGUUACUAUACCCAUCAGCUGCGCUACCCUAUUAUACCAGGACUACUCGUCUCAAGCUGUCAGACAACAUGCCGCACUACAAGCUCAAGUAUUUCGAUGGCAGAGGUAGGGCUGAGACCAUCCGGAUGUUGUUCAAGCUCGGCAAGACUGAGUUCGAAGACUCACGGUGCGAAUCGGACGAGUGGCCACAGAUCAAACCAACCAUUACAACCAAGCAACUUCCCGCUCUGGAAAUCGACGGCAAGCAAUACAACCAGAGCAAGUCCAUCAUAAACUACGUGGCAAGAACGUGUGGUCUCUUUGGCAAGAAUGAACUGGAUGCCCUGUGCAUCGAUAUGGUGAUUGACACCAUUGAUGACGCGGUGCCGCCAUGGCAUGUUGUUUGGUAUUCCACCAACGAGGAGGAAAAGGCGAAAAACAUCAAGCAUUUCAGCGAGGUUGAGAUUCCAGUAAUCUUUGACCGGUUGGUAAGCCUGUUGGAGCUGGACCACGCAGGGGACUUCUUCUUUGGAAAUAAGAUAACAGCAGCCGAUGUACAUUUCCUGUGCAUGGUCGAGGGUGUCGACAUCUACUUUACCAAUUCCUUGGCCAAGUACCCGAAGCUGCAGGCCGUGUUCGACCGCGUGGCGGCCGACCCAGUCAUCGCCGAGUGGCGGAAGGUUCGCCCCGUAACCGACUGGUGAUCAGAUUGCUAGAUCAUUGCCCUUUUCAAAUCCACGGAUUUGGCUUCAGGCUCCAACCUCUCACCUUAAGUACCGAGCGCGAAUGCAAAGCACGCGGAAUUAACAGUCAAAACAACCGCGGAGCCGAGUCUGGAGAAACCGUGAUUCCUAAAAGGGCAAUAGAUGUGACGGCGUGUCGGUCGCUUUACAAGUCUCGAUUGACGUCGCUGGUUUUUGCAUUUGUGACUGGUAGAGGGCGCAACACGGACUGUUUUGGAUGCCGACUCGGAUGUACAUGGCAAUUACUUUAAGAAUUAAUUUUUUUCAAGACACUUUGGGGCUAAAAUAGUUAAUCUAGUGUGAUUACAAGUAAAUGAAACACUGAAGAAAAUAAUCUGCAGUUACCCUUUCCUUGCAAUUUAGGAUCAAAAAUAUGAAUUUAUGUUCACCGAAUUAGUAUAAUGAUGAUGCUCAUGGUGAAAAAACUUCCCUGAAAAUAUUUGUGUAUGAAAUAAUAUAGUUUUUGAGAAAUGAAUAAAACAAUUUACUUUUA
Messenger RNA from Asterias rubens (European starfish), 1320 nucleotides. Its product is annotated as hematopoietic prostaglandin D synthase-like. Gene Ontology annotation, biological process: glutathione metabolic process. NCBI's taxonomy places the organism in Eukaryota, Metazoa, Echinodermata, Asteroidea, Forcipulatida, Asteriidae. The transcript has 5 exons. The record is from RefSeq and is a predicted model, not a curated record. Bases 174 to 788 code for a protein of 204 amino acids. Gene Ontology annotation, molecular function: glutathione transferase activity.